AUGAAUUGGAAAUGUUUGUGCUGCGGAUUUCCCAGGGAAACUCAACCCUUGAUGAUCAGCGCAAGUAACGACAGGGAUUAUCCCUGGAAAAGAUAUACUCUCAAGGAGCUUUUGCACCCAACAAACACCUUCCAUAAUGACAAAAAGAUUGGAGAAGGUGCAUUUGGAAGCGUGUACUGGGGUCGAACAAGUAAAGGCGUUGGGAUAGCAGUGAAACGACUGAAGGCAAUGAGUGCGAAGGCAGAAAUGGAAUUUGCAGUAGAAGUGGAGAUACUUGGGAGAGUGAGGCAUAAGAAUUUGUUAGGUUUAAGAGGAUUUUAUGCGGGCGGGGAUGAAAGGCUUAUAGUCUAUGAUUAUAUGCCUAAUCAUAGCUUGAUCACUCAUUUGCAUGGCCAACUCGCUUCAGAUUGUUUGCUGGAUUGGACCCGGAGAAUGAACACAGCUAUUGGAUCAGCUGAAGGAUUGGCUAAGUAUAAUUCAUUAAUUCAUAUUUUAGAACAAUUUUUGCCAACUAAACAGAUUCUUUCAUGA
Messenger RNA from Hevea brasiliensis (rubber tree), 531 nucleotides. RefSeq names its product PTI1-like tyrosine-protein kinase At3g15890. Gene Ontology annotation, biological process: protein phosphorylation. Lineage: Eukaryota; Viridiplantae; Streptophyta; Magnoliopsida; Malpighiales; Euphorbiaceae. Bases 1 to 531 code for a protein of 176 amino acids. Gene Ontology annotation, molecular function: protein kinase activity; ATP binding. The transcript is spliced from 3 exons. The record is from RefSeq and is a predicted model, not a curated record. Gene Ontology annotation, cellular component: plasma membrane.